GAAAGUCACAGAGUUUUUUCCUGGCUGCAUGCAAACCAGAGUGUGCAGCAAGGAAGUGCUAACAGGGAAGAGGGACUGUGCAAGAGGCAAAGAAGGAAUGGGGCUUUUCAGAGGUUCCUCUAGUUUCAAGAUUGAUGCUUGUUCCCUGCCAAGGUGGAAAAAGAUGUGGUGGUUUGUUGCAAUCGUCUGCCUAACUCAAGCAAUUGCACGCUCAGAAGAGUUUGACAACCAAACAAUACAUGAGCAUCCUGAAAUUCAUAUGAAUGUUAGUGAACUGAUUGAUUACAGAGGGUACUCCAGUGAGGAAUAUGUGGUCUUGACAGACGAUGGUCAUUAUUUGACAAUAAACAGAAUUCUCUUAGGGAGAAAAGAUCAAAGCAGAGAUCCAAAGCCUGUUGUGCUUGUACAACAUGGAAUAUUUACCGAAGCUAGCAGUUGGGUUGCAAAUAUGGCCAACAACAGCCUUGGUUUCAUUUUAGCAGAUGCUGGCUAUGACGUCUGGCUAGGAAACAGCAGAGGAACAAGCUGGUGUCAGAGACAUCAGAAUUUCUCCGUUGAUCAAGAUGAAUUUUGGGAUUUCAGUUUCCAUGAAAUGGCCAUGUUUGAUAUUCCAGCAACGAUAAACUUUAUUCUGGAAAAGACUGGGCAAAAACAAUUGUAUUACAUUGGCCAUUCUCAAGGCACUACUCUUGGUUUCAUAGCAUUUUCAGUUUUCCCAGAGUUGUCUCAAAAAAUCAAAAUAUUCUUUGCCUUGGCACCAGUGAUUUCAGUUAAACAUGCCUCGAGCCCUUCGUUAAGACUAUUACUCUUCUUUUCUGAAAACUCUAUCAAGAAAAUGUUUACCAGCAAAGACUUCAUUUUCUCACGCAAGUCUGUGAGAGAGACCAUAUUCAAGAUAUGCAAUAGAGCUUUAAUGAUGAAAUUCUGUCUGUCUGUGCUCUCUUCAGGAGGAUUUAAUGCAGAAAAUACAAAUAUGAGCCGAACAGAUAUAUAUCUAUCUCGCAUUCCAGAUGGGGGAUCAGUCAAAACCCUUCUCCACUGGAGACAGAUUUCAAAAUCAGGAUUAUUCAGAUAUUUUGACUAUGGAAGUGAGAAUCAAGCAAAAUAUAAUCAGUCCUCUCCACCUUCAUAUAACUUACAAGACAUGAUCGUCCCAACUGCAAUAUGGUCUGGUGAAAUAGACCCUGUAGCAGACCCUUAUGAUAUGGCUAUCUUACUUCCUCAGAUUAAUAACAUAGUUUACUACCAUAGUUUUUCAGACUGGAGCCACUGGGAUUUUGUCUUAGGUCUUAAUGCCCCCGAACGAUUGUACUAUAAAAUCAUUGAGAUGAUGGGAAAAUCCCUCUAAAGAAAUACUUUGUAUUUUCACUUCAUUGGUAUUUUUUUAACAUGAGUCACAACAACCCGAUGGCAGAGACUAGCACGAGGAAGAUACCAGCUUGCCAAAUGCUACCAGGGGUUUCCUUUACUAGUGGAAUCAGCAGUGUUUAAAAGAGCAUAAGUACCCCUAGACAAUGCCUACAUUUGUGAUUAUACUUGGACACUAUAAUGUAUACCAGUGGGAAUGCGCUGUUCUCCUGCAUUGUUAAUAUAUCAUGUUAAUACAUGCUUUGUUUCAGAGUUCUGAAAUCCUAGUCCCAUUACAUCGUUUAUUAUAUGUCUCUUUAUCCUACUGAUUGUAAUGAUUUAUAUUAUGUAAUCUGAUGGGUCUCAGUGAGAAAAGCAGACUAUAAGCAACAUAAAUAAAAUAAAUUAAACUUGUAUAAAUAUACAGCACCUACUGUACAACAGUAAUAAUUACAGAAUAAAAACUUUGCAUGGA
Messenger RNA from Eublepharis macularius, 1822 nucleotides. Its product is annotated as lysosomal acid lipase/cholesteryl ester hydrolase-like. The transcript is spliced from 11 exons. The coding region runs from base 29 to 1348 and encodes 439 amino acids. Lineage: Eukaryota; Metazoa; Chordata; Lepidosauria; Squamata; Eublepharidae. The record is from RefSeq and is a predicted model, not a curated record. Gene Ontology annotation, molecular function: hydrolase activity, acting on ester bonds.